GAGGAAAUUCGAGAAAUAACGGACAAAGAUCCAUCACUUUCCAAUGUUCAGGUAGCACAAAUGGUUUUUAAAUCCAAGUCUCGAGAUCGGGUUGUCGGUUAUGGAGGAGGAGUAAAGCUCAAAGAUAUAACAAGGUCACAACCCAGUAGAGAAGAACUUCAAGCUGAACUGAAUUCUGCUAAACAACAAAAUCAGCUUAUGGCAAAUCGCAUGGAAACAAUACAAGAGGAAAACAAUGAACUUAAGGGUCGUGUUGGUGCAAUCCAAGAGGAAAACAGUGAACUUAAGGGUCGUGUUGGUUUUAUGGAGUCUCGAAUGGAAAUGUUUCAAGAUAUGUUGGUCAAACAACUCAACGUUUCCAUUCCCUCAUAGAAUAUGAAGACACUGAAUGCAAG
Cuscuta europaea is the source of this 395-nucleotide messenger RNA. NCBI's taxonomy places the organism in Eukaryota, Viridiplantae, Streptophyta, Magnoliopsida, Solanales, Convolvulaceae. The record is from the annotation of a GenBank genome assembly.